Rubroshorea leprosula is the source of this 564-nucleotide messenger RNA. The record is from the annotation of a GenBank genome assembly. Lineage: Eukaryota; Viridiplantae; Streptophyta; Magnoliopsida; Malvales; Dipterocarpaceae.
AUUAAAGAGUACUUGCAUCAAUCCCAUUGAGGUUCCUCUUCAUCUUCCAAUGAGUAAAGAUAGACAGAUUGAUUCAGCAAUUGUUCAUCCAUCCGUUGCUCUUCUGCAAGAAAGGUUCAGACAGUUGGAGAGAGCCAAGGAGAUAAGGCAAGAGAAAGUUUUUAGCUUAUGGAUGUUGCCUAAAUCAAGGCAGAUCAAUGCAACUAUGCCUUAUGUGCCAUGCAGAUCGCUUUUCCACCCUACACUCAUGCUUCAGUCAGAUCUGCCUCUUCAGUGUAUAGUCAAAAGAGAAGCCAGUCUACAAGGCAGGAAUACCCAGGUUCAGGCCGUUUAGACUCCAAUAUUGGAGAAUUUAUGGUCCAGAGACACUGUCAUAUGCAUGUUUAUCUGCUCAAAACGAACAGCACUAAGCUUUUGGGCAUUUGCAGCUAAUAUCUGCACCAGGGACCACAUUUCACUCACAUUAAUCAGUAAUUCAAUUGUGUGCUCAAGAUUUAGAAUUAUUAGCCUAUACAGUUAUCACAUGGAUAAUUUAUUUUCCAGAAAAAAAUGUUUAAACUUGAA